AAAAUAAGCCCGUAGAACUAUAAAUAAAAAGACGGAGAAAUGCGAAAAAUCUAUCGUUCCAUCUCAAAAUAUAUCAUAGCCCUUUACCUAAGCACCGAAAAGUGAAUCUGGCAAUCUGGCCAUGUAGUUUCACCAAUUCUAAAAUAAAUCUAGUUAGCGCUACUGUACGCUAGAAAAAAUGUCUUACAAAAAAUAGCGGCAUAUAUUGUCAACAUUGGAAAUAAGUAUUAAGUAUGCAACAGGUGUAUCAGGUGUACUUGGACGGUCGCAUAUAUUUGAAAUUAUUUAAACGCUGUCAAAUUUUGACAGACUAUUCCAAAACUUUUUUAUAAAAAUGGCGACAUUGUCUUAUAGUUAUAUGCCUGAUUAUUUUUCUUUGACAGAUAUUUUGUGCACAGAGGAACGAAUAUCGUGCAAAGUCGAGGUUACAUUACCCCGUUUGGGUUUCCUAGAUCUUUCUUCUGAAUCUGAAGAUUUAAAAAUAGAUACAAAAUUAGAGCUUCCACUGUGGCUGGCACAGCCAUUGAAUAUAGCGAGAGAAUCAAUAGUCAGUGUAGACAUACCUAAAACAUAUAAGGAAGGCUACAGGGAAAUUCUAUUAGCAGAUGCUUGUACUGUUAUUCUAAAUAAAUGGAAUCCAUAUUACUAUGAAUUAGGGAUGUAUUUAAGAAAAUUUAAUAAUCGUGAUUGUGAAAUGAUAAUUGACAGUUUGUUGUUGACCUUCAGAUCACGAUUUAGAUUAGUUAUGGACUGGGCGCAAAAUCCUGUUUCCGAUCCUACACUUAAUAGUUUACUGCCAAGAUUAGAGAGAGAUUUAUUUCUUGCAGGUAGGAAAGCUAAAAUGAAAUUAAAUGAAUGGUUAAGAAAAGGUUCGAGCGUUAUCGAAACUUCACAGAGUGCAGUAAAUCUUAAAAAACGUAAACGAACAGAUUAUGAACUUGAUUAAAAUUGUAUAAAUUUUGUGUGAAAUAAUAAUAUUAAAAUUCAAUAAUUAUAAUAUCUGAGCAAUGUAAUAUAAUGUUUUAUACAAAUAAUUUUCACAAUGUGAGAAUAAGAUGCUAGAAUAAUAUUAAAUAAAAUUUAUUAUCUUAUGAAA
Molecule: messenger RNA, 1096 nt
Organism: Cataglyphis hispanica
Lineage: Eukaryota; Metazoa; Arthropoda; Insecta; Hymenoptera; Formicidae
Gene: Psf3
Product: DNA replication complex GINS protein PSF3
Exons: 4
Coding region: 335-946 (203 amino acids)
Biological process (GO): mitotic DNA replication initiation
Cellular component (GO): GINS complex
Source: RefSeq, a predicted model, not a curated record